AUCCAUAUAAAUUUGGUAGCCACAUAAUCCUUCUCGCUUUUCAGGGGAACUCCCCAACCAAGCCUUCUCUGCAUUCUUUCUAAAUCCACCAAACCAAGUAAAAGUUACAGAACCCUUUGAUCCAUACUUCUUCUUUCUCUUGUGCCCCCUCUUCUAUUACAUCGUUAACACAAAAGAAAGGGGAAUCGAAGCUGGAAUCAGAGAUAAACAAUCUUUUAAUCACCUCUGAAACUCAAAUCUUGAUCCAUUCUUCAUAGUCUCCUUUCAGCAAUGCCGUCGACUCACGUUCCAAUAACGUUUUAUUUGCGUUUCGUUAUAUAUGUUUUAAGUCAUCGAAGGUAGAGGAACAAUGAGAACAGAGUCAAAGAAGAUAUCUAAGUCUUCGUGGCCAAAAUUAGCCGUGAGAAAGUGGCUCAAUAUAAAGAGUAGUGCUGAGCGGUUUCACUCAGACUAUGAUGCAACAACAGCAGCAAUUGCGAAGGAAAGGAGAAGGAGUUGUUCCGACCGAGAUCGUUACGUCGUCGUACCGGAUGAUUUAUCAGAGGGGUGGGUGAUGGAUUCUACAAGCGGAAUGAAGAAGAAAUCAGCUCCUGGUCCUGGCACUGGGGGUCCAGACCUCAGGAUGUUCGUGGGGACGUGGAAUGUCGGAGGGAAGUCACCGAACGAAGGCUUCAAUUUGAGGAAUUGGCUUACGUGUCCUUCCCCAGCUGACAUCUAUAUUAUAGGGUUCCAAGAAAUUGUACCGCUAAAUGCGGGGAACGUGCUGGGGCCGGAGGACAGUGGGCCAGCAGCGAAGUGGCUGGGGCUUAUUCGUGAAGCCUUGAACAGCAACGAGGAGUUGGAUAAUACUGGACAAAACUCUCCCAAGAGUUCACCACGCUAUUGCUUAGCAGCAAGCAAGCAAAUGGUUGGCAUCUUCUUGUCCGUGUGGGUACGAGCUGAUCUUUGCAACCAUGUCACCAAUUUGAAAGUAUCUUGCGUUGGCAGAGGCAUCAUGGGCUAUCUUGGAAAUAAGGGAUCAACAUCAAUUAGCAUGACAUUGUACAACACCACAUUCUGCUUCGUUUGCACCCACUUGACUUCUGGGGAGAAAUUUGGUGACGAGUUGCGAAGGAACUUGGACGUCUCCGAAAUCUUGAAGAAAACUAAGUUUUAUCACUCGUUUAAGUCUCUUGCUCAUCCACUCCCUCCUGAAAGCAUACUAGAACACGAUAAUAUUAUUUGGCUUGGCGAUUUGAAUUAUCGGCUAGCUUCUGGCUACGAUGACACACAUGAACUACUAAAGAAGAAUAAUUGGCAGGCAUUACUAGAAAAGGAUCAGUUAAGGAUAGAGCAGAAAGCUGGUCGAGUAUUCAAAGGUUGGAAUGAAGGGAACAUAUACUUUGCUCCCACUUACAAAUACUUGACCAAUUCUGACCACUAUGUUGCCCAAUCCUCCAAAUCCAAGAUAAAACGACGGACUCCUGCUUGGUGCGAUCGAAUAUUGUGGAAAGGGGAAGGCCUCAAUCAAAUGUGUUAUGUACGUGGAGAGUCCAAAUUCUCAGACCACAGGCCAGUGUAUUCACUAUUCUCGGUUCAAGUGGACAUGAAAAGCAAGAAUAUAGCUCCCUCUACUGCCACUAUGCCUAGGUGUUGUCCCUUAAAACCGUUGACAAAUUCUUCGUUGUCAUCGACUUGUUGCACUGCUAAAGUCCAAGCAGAAGAGCAACUCUUGCUGCUAACAAGAGCACAAAGUUGCAUAGACACCGUUCCAAGGUUUUGAGUCCAUAAGACACACACUAGGCAGAGGUAGUUUCCAAGUUGAUGCCACCUUCAAGUAACCGCAGCUUGCGGGUAUAGUGUGGGAUUGAAUGGCUAACCAUGAUGGUGCACUUAGGUAUCCAUCUCUUUUGGGUACUCAUACUCAUGUACCAUAACAACCCCUGAUGGUUUUUUUUUGGGACUUGGUAAGAUUUUUGUUAGAGUUUAGUCCUGAAGUCUCACCUUCUUAAACUCCUCAACUCCUCUAGUGAAUACAGUCAAUAUACGGUGAGUCGUGCAAAAUUUUGAAGGAGGGAAAAAUGCUGAUUGAUAAUAUUUGUAAAAUUUAAAAUGUAAUAAUUUCAAUGGUUAAUAUUAUUAAUAUAGAUAUUUUUUUAAUACAACGUCCAACUUAUAUUAUUCA
Molecule: messenger RNA, 2164 nt
Organism: Glycine soja
Lineage: Eukaryota; Viridiplantae; Streptophyta; Magnoliopsida; Fabales; Fabaceae
Product: type I inositol polyphosphate 5-phosphatase 8-like
Exons: 12
Coding region: 350-1762 (470 amino acids)
Biological process (GO): phosphatidylinositol dephosphorylation
Molecular function (GO): phosphatidylinositol-3,4,5-trisphosphate 5-phosphatase activity; inositol-polyphosphate 5-phosphatase activity; phosphatidylinositol-4,5-bisphosphate 5-phosphatase activity
Source: RefSeq, a predicted model, not a curated record